Ruditapes philippinarum (Manila clam) is the source of this 1432-nucleotide messenger RNA. RefSeq names its product fibropellin-1-like. The coding region runs from base 104 to 1258 and encodes 384 amino acids. The transcript has 12 exons. Gene Ontology annotation, cellular component: protein-containing complex; plasma membrane. Lineage: Eukaryota; Metazoa; Mollusca; Bivalvia; Venerida; Veneridae. Gene Ontology annotation, molecular function: calcium ion binding. Gene Ontology annotation, biological process: establishment or maintenance of epithelial cell apical/basal polarity; heterophilic cell-cell adhesion. The record is from RefSeq and is a predicted model, not a curated record.
UUGUGUUACUGUGUUUUAGAUUAAAACAGAUCAAACAAAACUGUAUCAUUACAAACUUUAUAUCUGGUUGUUCUAACAUCAGGAAGUAACAAGGUGGUGAGAUAUGAUGUUUAUAUACAGGUCUGCUUUCAUAUUUACAGCAUGGACCAUAGGUUUUACUCUUGGGUCCAGAUGUUAUUCUGGAUAUAGCUGGGGAGCUUGGGGGGCAUGUUCACAUAGCUGUGGUGGAGGUUUCAAGGUACGCCAUUGUUACCAAGAUGGCACCUAUGAGAAUGAAAGAUGUGGCACCUUCUGCUUUAAUGGCGCCGAGUUUUAUGGCGGGAAAUGUAACUGCGGUCCCGGAACGGCAGGAUAUUGCUGCACUGAUGUCGCUGAAUGUGCCAGCAACCCAUGUAAAAAUGGCGGUGUUUGUAUAGAAGAAAUCAACAAGUACAGGUGUAACUGUCCAGCAGGCACGACAGGACCAAAUUGUGACGAUAUUUUAGAAUGUUCGAGUAACCCGUGCAAGAAUGGAGGCACGUGUCACGAGCAUAUCAAUAAAUACGUAUGUAGUUGUGUACCUGGAACAACCGGGCCAAACUGUGACGAUAUUUUGGAGUGUCAAAGUAAUCCUUGUUUAAAUAACGGCACAUGUUUGGAACACAUCGGUGGUUACACGUGCCAGUGUCUUACAGGGACCACGGGCUACAAUUGUGUUGAUAUUCCCGAAUGUAUCAGUAACCCGUGCCAAAAUGGCGGCACGUGUGUAGAUCUAAUAAACAUGUACAAAUGUGACUGCCCGCCGGGAUUUAUUGGUGUCAACUGUGAGAAGAAUUUACUGGCUCUGCAUGAUAGUGUAUGCCGCACCGGAAGUAGACCGAGCUGUUAUAUUGUCUUCCGGACGAAGGACUCCUGGCAAGGAGCCGAGGAAUUUUGUGAAGCAAGAAACGGACAUCUUGUCGUUCCAGAAGAUACAGACGAGGCUCUUUAUGUUGAAAACUAUCUCGAAUCUAUGAGAGUGAGAUAUCCAGAAGCUUUGUUUUGGUUGGGAGCCAAGAAGUCGGGGACAAAUUCACCUCAGUGGGUACACAGUAAACACGUGAACACUUUCAGGUGGCCAUAUGGUGUAUCGGAUGAUUUACCAGGAACACAAUGUCUGGCAAUGGACGGCAGAUACAACUUCAAGUGGCAGGGAUUCUCUUGUGACAGACCGACAUACUUCUUAUGUGAAGAAAAGGUACCAUUCCGUUUAAACUACACUGUUCCAAUUCUUGGUUAGGAGGUAUAUGAAAAUAAAGACAUCAAAAACAAAACAGACAAUAUAAUUUAACAAAUGGUUUAUAUAGAGAUUUUAUUCACAUCAGAAAUGUCAGAGUAGUUCAAUAGAGUAGAGUAUUUCACAUUAAAGAAAAUAUUUAUUUCAGAGAUGUAAUGAAAUAGUGUCUAUACAUAA